Messenger RNA from Penicillium verrucosum, 525 nucleotides. RefSeq lists its product as uncharacterized. Lineage: Eukaryota; Fungi; Ascomycota; Eurotiomycetes; Eurotiales; Aspergillaceae. Bases 1 to 525 code for a protein of 174 amino acids. The record is from RefSeq and is a predicted model, not a curated record. The transcript has a single exon.
AUGUCGCAACAAGAAGUCCCGGCCCAACACUCCAAAGCGAUAUACUCCGAAUCCGCUCAAACCUAUAGUGACGACGGAGCUCGUUAUGAGUCGGACGAGGAGCCUAUGGUUUACAGGAUUUUAAAGGACUACGCCACUAUGGCGCGUCGGGAGCGUGACAGCCUCCUUGCAGAGGGUGCUGAUCCUAACUCGGUCAUCCUACAAAGCGAACUACACAAUUAUGUCCCUCGAAGAGAAAACGACUCUGUCGACGAAUAUACGAAGCGCUACGCCGAUACUAUGAUAGAAAUGACUCGUCGCGGCGUUCGGAUUCUGAACGACAAGCUUACUGGCGAUCACAUGCCAUCCAUAUUCGGAACCGCGUCUGGGAAAGUUUUUGACUUAGGCCCCGAAUCCGGCUCGACAAAGGGGGAGUAUCGAGAAUUUACGCAGUGGCUCUGGGGAGUUCAGGGAGCAGAACAGAUUGAGGUGCCGGAGAAGUGGUUGAAGUUUGAGAAGCCAGCCGAAGGGAAAGAUGAACAGUAA